CUUGCAUAGCAGCUGGGAGCAUUUUACCACGUGAUGCGAGCGAUGUUAGGAAGAGAAGCCAUCAUCAUUUUCACCUAAUUCAUGUCCAGCCUGCAUUGGUAGAAGCUGUCGCGACGAGGAAUCAGAAAAGUACGAUGGCGUGGAGUCUCUGAAGUGUUUUAGCCGGUGUCGUCCCUCCACUGUGCUGUUCGGAACCGCCUCUCAAAGAGGCUUCAUUCACCACCCAGUUUGACCUUGGCUGUGUACAUCUGGUGGCAGAGGAGUACCAACCUGUUUCUUGGGUUGAAUGAGCACAGUGGAGGAGAGGGUCUGAGGCUGAUUUCUCCCCCCAUUAGUCUUUGAGGAGGGGGGAGAAGGAAGAGGAAGAGGGAGCCACUAUAACGACCCUGAGCAUGGGGCAAAAAGUCCCAGGUGGCAUCAAAACCAUUGAUAUGCGGGAUCCGGCCUUCAGUCCCCUGAAGCUGGAGCUACAGGCCCUGAGUCACACCAAGCCGUCUCGAUUGGAUCUACUGCUGGACAUGCCACCUGCCAGCGUGGACAUCCAGGUCCAGCACUCAUGGAACAACGAUGACCGCUCCCUUAACAUCUUCGUCAAGGAUGACAACAAGCUGGUGUUUCACAGGCACCCAGUGGCGCAGAGCACAGAUGCCAUCCGGGGCCGUAUUGGCUACACGAGGGGUUUGCAUGUGUGGGAGAUAAGCUGGGCCAUGCGCCAGCGCGGCACACAUGCUGUGGUAGGAGUAGCGACAAGUGACGCUCCACUACACUCAGUGGGCUACACAGCUUUGGUAGGAAGCAAUGCUGAGUCUUGGGGCUGGGACCUAUGCAGGAGUAAACUCUACCACGAUGGCAAGAACCACCCAGGAAAAUCCUACCCAGCCUUCCUCGAGCCAGACGACACCUUCAUCAUCCCAGACUCCCUCUUAGUAGUCUUGGACAUGGACGAGGGAACUCUAGGUUACAUAGUUGAUGGGCAUUAUCUAGGGGUGGCUUUCAGAGGACUUAAGGGCAGGAAGCUGUACCCGGUGGUGAGUGCCGUGUGGGGACACUGUGAAAUACGAAUCCGGUACAUAAAUGGUCUUGAUCCUGAACCUCUCUCGCUGAUGGACCUGUGUAGGCGUUCAGUGAGAGUGGCUUUAGGACGAGACCGUCUGAAUGAAAUCCAUAGACUGCCCCUGCCGGCCUCUCUCAAGAACUACCUGCUCUACCAAUGACGUUGAUGAAAGUCACAGCACACACACCGCACACGCCCUCUUUCUCAAGCUUCUCUGGGAUUCUUCUUGGGUUGAACCCGUUUGACAGCAUUGCGCAAACUUCCAGGACUGACUCAACAAGUAUGCUUCUGUGUCGGUGACUCGACUCAUUUCUGAGUUUCUUACCUGGUUUUUAAUGACUCUUUGUAACUGUAUUAUCUAACUUUAUAAGAUCAGGAAUCACUGAGCACUAUGCACAUGCAGAUCCAGACCAUGCCAUGACAGUCACCAUGUUGGUGUACCUCUUCCAGUUUGAAAGUUGAUGUGGCAUAAGUAGUCAGUACCUCUGCUGCGACCUCUGGGGCUUUAUGAUUAUUAAUUUCUAUCUUGUAGCCUUUUAAAUUCAAAUGCUAUAGUGCAGUGACACAUAUGUGAUGUCAACUGAACUUUGUGCAGAGGUGCACUGUCAGUAUCUGACCACAUGUUGGCACCACAUACUCAUGAAAACACUUUUAGAAUUGUAACGUGAAAUCCUAAUUGAUUUUAGAAAAUGUGGUUUUAAAAUGGAUAAUAAAAUUUUAAAAAAUGCUGAGGCAUAAUCUCUGACCACUCCGUCUGCAAUAUGGAUGGAUAUGCCUCAAUGCUUACCAUCAAGCGUCAUACAGAAACAAAAACAGAAGAAAUUGUAACAGAAGAAUUUUGUCACUGUGAUUAUUUGUAGCAAACAUCUGCAGGAUUUUUUUCUCUGUACGAUCAGUGUCUUUUUUUUUAAUCUUUUCUGUUACUCCUGCUUUUUGUAGUAAAAUAAUUUUGAGUACAUGUUGUCAAGGCCCAGAGUGCUGUUCUUAUUCAUUCAAUUGUGUCAUCAGAUGGAUGGGUUUCUUUUUUUUUUUUAUACUGGGUUGCACGUUAAGCCAGAGAAUAGAAAUCACCUCGUGAAACUGCUUCUGUUGUGCAACUGUUGGGAGAGAUGACGACCUGCUACUCUUGGGCCUCACUAUUGCAUCGCUGAAAGCCAUUGAUGGUAGUGUUAGUGUUUUUAGAGGGGGUUGGGGUGAAACGGACUGGAUGAACAGCUUUGUAUCUGAAUCGGCAAACUCGUUAGAAUUAAGACAUUUCAACAGAAAAGACAAUCCACAAACUGCUGCACAAAUGUGAAGGCCAACAUAUCAAAUGCCAUAUCAUAGACCUUUCGACAUUUUAGUAUUUUUAAAUGUGCAGAUGUACACAAUCGGCACUCAGCUGUAUGUGGACAGAUUGUACCACACAAUACUUUUCCUUGCUUGCAGAUCCCUGUUAAUUUGUAUUCCUUGUAGAUUUGUUUGUAAGUAUCUAUUAAAGAUGAUUUCUAAUUGUA
Molecule: messenger RNA, 2550 nt
Organism: Solea senegalensis (Senegalese sole)
Lineage: Eukaryota; Metazoa; Chordata; Actinopteri; Pleuronectiformes; Soleidae
Gene: spsb1
Product: splA/ryanodine receptor domain and SOCS box containing 1
Exons: 3
Coding region: 393-1214 (273 amino acids)
Biological process (GO): intracellular signal transduction; proteasome-mediated ubiquitin-dependent protein catabolic process
Cellular component (GO): SCF ubiquitin ligase complex
Molecular function (GO): protein binding
Source: RefSeq, a predicted model, not a curated record